Sinocyclocheilus rhinocerous is the source of this 1264-nucleotide messenger RNA. RefSeq names its product myoD family inhibitor-like. The record is from RefSeq and is a predicted model, not a curated record. The transcript is spliced from 6 exons. NCBI's taxonomy places the organism in Eukaryota, Metazoa, Chordata, Actinopteri, Cypriniformes, Cyprinidae. The coding region runs from base 509 to 1264 and encodes 251 amino acids.
UCGAACAGUCUGGAGCUGAGUGCGCGACUGCUGCUGCUGCGCGAGAGUCCUGAACGACAGCGCGCGAGCUGUCAUAAUUUCUGGAAAUUAGGAGGAUUUGAGAGGAAAAAACUUUUCAUAGCCGUUUACAUCUGAUUAUUUCUUGUCUUCCUUUAGUGAGGUGAGAAAUAACAGGCUCUUUUUUCUACUUUACUAUGUUUUCUGUCAAGUUUUUUGGCUCUGACAGAGUUUGAAGACGAAGAUAAAUCAAUGCUGGAGUUAACUGGCGAGAUAAAAUUAACAAAUGAGAAACAACGAGUGUCAACAUUCAUGUAAAUAAUUAAACAACUCCAAUACUUGAAGAGAGAGAGAGAUACAUGAAGAGAAAGAAAAGACCUUUCCCCGCUAAACCGGACACUUGAAAGUUUGUUUUGCUCGAGUACUAAAAGAUGCAGCAUUGAAACAACACUGGUAUCGAGUGACCGUUGCAGGGUAAUUUCUAGUCACCUGGCACCUGGCUCCAGAACAGAUGUCCAAGGAGGACCACUGCCACAGUGCCAGCCCACCCGAACCUCCAGAUGGAGCCAAACCGGACAGCCGGCCCCUGGAAACUCUCACUGUGCCAUGUCAAGAAGGGAAUGAAACUGGUGAGCAGAAAGCACAGAAUUCAAACACCCCACCCAUGGAAAAGACAGGAGACGUGGAGAAUGGCAACAACAACAACAGCUUGUCCCAACCGGACCUCACUAGCACUCCUGGCAAAAGUAUAACAUAUCAACCUCAGGCACGGUCUACGCCCAUACACCCCACGCUAUCUAACUCGACUGAAACAGCGGCGCUGCUGAGGAGAGACAGCAAGCCGCAUAGCAAUGGGGUUAGAAACGGAACCUUUUCACGAGCCGCCUCGUCAUCCUCCUCAUCUUCAUCCACAGCCCAUAAAAACCCCAAGAAACUGCAGUCGAACCCAUCCAUCAACAGUCAGAGCAGCAAGAGGAGCAAAGGUAGCUCCAAAUCCAACAGCUCCCAGAUCCCCACAGAGGCCCAGGAUGAUUGCUGUGUCCACUGCAUCCUGGCCUGUCUGUUCUGCGAGUUCCUCACACUGUGUAACAUCGUGCUGGACUGCGCCACAUGCGGCUCCUGCGCAUCAGAAUUUUACUUUACAACUGCUGCUUGGACAGGCAUCGCCCCCAACCUCUUUUCUGUUGCCCAAGAAAGCUCUGUGAGGCUUGGGCAACAGAAAACAGUGUGGUUUAAUAGGCUCUUAAAGAGCUGCCAGAGUCGUUGA